CAAGGGCGUACGUGUCAAACUUAAAAACUAACUGUCAAGAUACGUGGUCGGUUUAUCAUCUGAGUCCAAUCGCUAAACAAAUUGUUUAAUUUGUCGCCUAGAAAGGCCAAAUACUUGUGAUUUUCGCCAGCCGGAGGCUGCUGUGAUACAAUGGGCCUUUGCAAGUGCCCAAAGCGGCGCGUCACGAAUCAAUUCUGCUUCGAACAUCGCGUCAACGUCUGCGAACAUUGCAUGGUAACAAACCACGCAAAAUGUAUUAUUCAAUCAUAUCUGCAAUGGCUGCAAGACUCUGACUACAAUCCCAUCUGUGAAUUGUGCAUGAAUGAGUUGAAUACUGAGGAUUGUAUAAGACUGACAUGUUAUCAUGUUUUUCACUGGAGAUGCUUGGAUCACUACUCCAGGCAUCUGCCAGCAACUACAGCUCCAGCAGGCUAUACCUGUCCAUCCUGCAGGACAGCAUUGUUCCCACCACAUAAUUUAGUCAGUCCAGUGGCUGAUGUGUAGGAGAAGCUAGCUGGUGUGAAUUGGGCCAGAGCAGGGCUAGGCUUACCAUUAUUAUCAGAAGAUCGCGAAGUAAAACCAAUUCUACCACCAGCGGGUCAUAAUUCCAAUCGUGUUUCGGCAUCUCCAUCACCCACAAGCUCGCAGUACUCCGUUGUACACGUGGAUGAACAGUCUCCGAUGAUAAUCCGUGAGAAAACCGAAGUUUACCAGGCAGCGCGUCGCGGAUUCCAAGAUAUACGCGAAACGCAGGGGAAAGUAUUCGACCACGAUGAUGAUAAGUACAAACGACGGCCGGCUUCCGAAUGGCUACGUCGUUGGUUCAAGAAUACAUUAGGACCACAACCACAUCGUGGCGGAUCAAUAUACCGUCGAUAUUUCAUGCUGAUGUUCAUCGUUUGCUUGGUGAUUGUCGUGCUGUUGCUGAUGAUGUCCCGCUUGGGACAUUACUACACCGACAACGAUCCUUCGCUGGAUAUGAUGAAGAAUCCACAAUUGCACGUGGAGGCCAUCGACCACCAGUCGAACAAUUUAUAAUUUAUUCCAAAAAUGAAUCCGGGGGCGCAAUUUAUGUUCUAAUGUAUUCUAAUUAAGUCAAAAAAUAGAUUUUAUAAAAGAUU
This is a messenger RNA of Dalotia coriaria, 1121 nucleotides long. RefSeq names its product zinc finger protein-like 1. Gene Ontology annotation, cellular component: Golgi apparatus. Lineage: Eukaryota; Metazoa; Arthropoda; Insecta; Coleoptera; Staphylinidae. The record is from RefSeq and is a predicted model, not a curated record.